CUAAACCAAAAAGGCAUAACAUAAGAAAAGGCAUUUGAAUCUGAAGGACAGGUGACAAGUGAACAUGGCCAACAACAAUGAAGAGGAAGAUGAAGGCGCGGCACCACGAAUGGUGAAGUUGGGUUCGUACGGCGGUGAGGUUCGCUUGGUGGUUGAUGGAGACGAAUCUGCUGCGGAGGAGACCAUGCUUCUUUGGGGUAUUCAGCAACCCACAUAUUCCAAACCCAACGCCUUUGUUUCUCAAUCUUCCUUGCAACUCUCGCUCGACUCAUGUGGCCACCCUCUCUCCAUUCUCCAAUCACCUUCUUCCUUGGGAACUCCUGGAGUGACUGGAGCAGUGAUGUGGGACAGUGGAGUUGUAUUGGGGAAGUUUCUGGAGCAUUCUGUUGAUUCAGGGAUGCUUGUCCUUCAGGGCAAGAAAAUUGUUGAAUUGGGAUCUGGCUGUGGAUUAGUUGGUUGCAUUGCAGCUCUUUUAGGUGGUGAAGUCAUUCUUACUGAUCUGCCAGAUAGGAUGAGGCUAUUGAAAAAGAACAUCGAGACCAAUAUGAAACAAGUUUCUAUACGGGGUUCCAUAACUGCAACUGAACUCACAUGGGGAGAAGAUCCUGAUGCAGAAAUCAUUUACCCCACACCGGAUUAUGUGCUAGGGUCUGAUGUAGUAUACAGUGAGAGGGCAGUUGUGGAUCUGCUAGAGACACUUAUGCAGCUCUCUGGACCUAAUACAACAAUAUUUUUGGCUGGAGAACUCCGAAAUGAUGCCAUUCUUGAGUACUUCUUAGAAGCUGCAAUGAAUAAUUUCACUAUUGGCCGUGUGGAGCAAACACUCUGGCACCCUGAUUAUUGCAGCAAUCGUGUCGUUCUUUAUGUUCUAGUAAAGAAAUGAUUGUUAAGAAUAAUGUUUAGCUAUCUUGCGUAAUGUUCUAAUGCUGGUUACGUAAUGUCCAUAUUUUGCAUAAAGAAUUUAACAUGUUGACCACUAUA
Molecule: messenger RNA, 981 nt
Organism: Cajanus cajan (pigeon pea)
Lineage: Eukaryota; Viridiplantae; Streptophyta; Magnoliopsida; Fabales; Fabaceae
Product: S-adenosyl-L-methionine-dependent methyltransferases superfamily protein
Source: RefSeq, a predicted model, not a curated record